AGGUCUUGCUCCCUCCCUCCACGCCCCCCCGCCCGCGACGCGCACCCGGAGAAAGUUCUGCAAAAAUGCAACAAGUAGCACCCGGAGCUCGCGGAGCGCCCUGCGCCUCCUGACUUGGCCAGGCAAAGCCCGCCUGCAGAGACCCGGGCCAGCCACCGGACAAAGGGCGGAGGAGGGGCUGGACGGCGCUGCGAAGUCCGAAAGAGGCCAUUUAGCGACUCUGGCCAGGCCAAGGGGAAUGCAGAGGAGACACAGAGCCGGCGGGCCAAGAGGACGAUCCGGCCGCAGAACGCAGGGCGGGCGGCGAUGGAGGCUGCCCGCGCCUUGCGCUUCCUGCUCGUGGUGUGCGGCUGCCUUGCGCUCCCGCCGCGGGCCCAGCCGGUGUGUCCGGAGCGCUGCGACUGCCAGCACCCCCAGCACCUCCUGUGCACCAACAGGGGGCUCCGCGCCGUGCCUAAGACCAGCUCGCUGCCGAGCCCGCAGGACGUGCUCACCUACAGCCUCGGCGGCAACUUCAUAACCAACAUCACGGCCUUCGACUUCCACCGCCUGGGGCAGCUCAGACGGCUGGACCUGCAGUACAACCAGAUCCGUUCUCUGCACCCCAAGACCUUCGAGAAGCUCUCGCGGCUGGAGGAGCUCUACCUGGGCAACAACCUCCUGCAGGCGCUCGCCCCGGGCACGCUGGCGCCGCUGCGCAAGCUGCGCAUCCUCUACGCCAACGGGAACGAGAUCAGCCGCCUCAGCCGCGGCUCCUUCGAAGGACUGGAGAGUCUGGUCAAGCUGCGGCUGGACGGGAACGCCCUGGGGGUGCUGCCGGACGCCGUCUUUGCCCCCUUGGGUAACUUGCUCUACCUACAUCUGGAGUCCAACCGGAUCCGUUUUCUGGGCAAGAACGCCUUCGCCCAUCUGGGGAAGCUGCGCUUCCUCAACCUCUCUGCCAACGAGCUGCAGCCCUCCCUACGCCACGCGGCCACCUUCGCACCGCUGCGCUCCCUCUCCACCCUCAUCCUCUCGGCCAACAGCCUGCAGCACCUCGGGCCGCGCGUCUUCCAGCACCUGCCGCGCCUUGGCCUACUCUCGCUCAGGGGCAACCAGCUCACGCACCUCGCGCCCGAGGCUUUCUGGGGGUUGGAGGCCUUGCGCGAGCUGCGCCUGGAGGGCAAUCGGCUGAGCCAGCUGCCCGUGGCGCUGCUGGAGCCUCUGCACAGCCUGGAGGCGCUGGACCUGAGCGGCAAUGAGCUGUCCGCUCUGCACCCCACUAUCUUUGGCCACCUGGGCCGGCUGCGCGAGCUCAGCUUGCGCGACAAUGCGCUCAGUGCCCUCUCCGGGGACAUCUUCGCCUCCAGCCCAGCCCUCUAUCGGUUGGAUCUAGACGGCAACGGCUGGACCUGCGACUGCCGGCUGAGGGACCUAAAGCGCUGGAUGGGUGACUGGCACUCGCAGGGCCGGCUCCUCACCGUCUUCGUGCAGUGUCGCCACCCUCCGGCCCUGCGGGGCAAGUACCUGGAUUACCUGGAUGACCAGCAACUGCAGAACGGGUCUUGCACAGAUCCCUCACCCUCGGUUUCCCCGACUGCCGAGAGUAAGCCGCAUGCCCUACCCACAGCCCCGGGGAAGGAGGUGGCGCCCCCUGCAGGUGCCCUCGCGGAGGAGCCGCCGCCGCAGCCACAGCCACAGCAACGGGGUCGAUUUCUGCCAGGGGUGGCCUGGGAUGGGGCCGCCAGGGAGCUUUUGAGUAACCGCAGCGCCCUAAGGCUGAGCCGGCGGGGCCCGGGCCUCCAGCAGCCGAGCUCCAACGCCGCUGCUGCCGCGGGCCCGGCGCCACACCCACUGGACCUCCUCGAGAAGCCUGAGCGGGGACGUCCGACUCCGUCGGAUCCUACCCACACGGAGCCCACCCCGACGGCCACGCUGGGCUCUGCGCCAGCCGGCGACCCCUGGCAGCGCGCGGCGAAGCAGCACCUGGCUGCGCAGCAGCAGGAGAGCACCGCCCAGUCCGACGGCGGGGUCGGCCUGCCGCCGCUGGUAUCCGACCCGUGUGACUUCAACAAGUUCAUCCUGUGCAACCUGACCGUGGAAGCAGUGGGCGCCAACAGCGCCGCGGUGCGCUGGGCGGUGCGCGAGCACCGCAGUCCCCGGCCGCUGGGCGGCGCGCGCUUCCGCCUACUCUUCGACCGCUUUGGCCAGCAGCCUAAAUUCCACCGCUUCGUCUACCUGCCUGAGCGCAGCGACUCGGCCACGCUUCGCGAGCUGCGGGGAGACACCCCCUACCUGGUGUGCGUGGAGGGCGUGCUAGGCGGCCAGGUCUGCCCGGUGGCUCCCCGGGACCACUGCGCGGGGCUGGUCACCCUGCCGGAGCCUGGGAGCCGGAGCAGCGUCGACUACCAACUGCUGACCUUGGCCCUGCUGGCCGUCAACGCACUGCUGGUACUCCUGGCCUUGGCGGCCUGGGCGUCACGCUGGCUGCGUAGGAAGCUGCGUGCCAGGCGGAAGGGCGGGGCCCCCGUGCACGUUCGCCACAUGUACUCUACCCGACGGCCCCUGCGCUCCAUGGGCACCGGCGUGUCCGCCGACUUCUCUGGCUUCCAGUCGCACCGGCCGCGCACCACCGUGUGCGCGCUCAGCGAGGCUGACCUCAUCGAGUUCCCGUGCGACCGCUUCAUGGACAGUGGGGGCGGCGGCGCGGGCGGCAGCCUGAGGCGGGAAGACCAUCUCCUGCAGCGAUUUGCCGACUAGAGCCUGGCGAGCUUAACGUAGAGUUCCUGGCUACCUGCUUAUUAAUGAGUGCUGCAAGGCAGCUAUUCAACCUUUCCCACUGAGACACACAUGCCAGACUGUUCACGGCCUUGGAAGAAUAACAGAACUGCUCUACCCUUUCUGCUCAUUUCCUGUCACAGGAGAUGUGAUUUUUCAGUGGUGGUCUCCCUUGUCAUUCACCUAUGGCUGCUAGAUCAGAAGAUUGACAUUAUCUAGAAAUCUAUGAAGUAAAAGGCGUCCA
Molecule: messenger RNA, 3001 nt
Organism: Balaenoptera acutorostrata (minke whale)
Lineage: Eukaryota; Metazoa; Chordata; Mammalia; Artiodactyla; Balaenopteridae
Gene: TRIL
Product: TLR4 interactor with leucine rich repeats
Exons: 3
Coding region: 307-2739 (810 amino acids)
Molecular function (GO): protein binding
Source: RefSeq, a predicted model, not a curated record